Neurospora tetrasperma FGSC 2508 is the source of this 1087-nucleotide messenger RNA. RefSeq lists its product as uncharacterized. Gene Ontology annotation, cellular component: nucleolus. Gene Ontology annotation, biological process: ribosomal large subunit assembly; maturation of LSU-rRNA from tricistronic rRNA transcript (SSU-rRNA, 5.8S rRNA, LSU-rRNA). Gene Ontology annotation, molecular function: rRNA binding. The transcript is spliced from 4 exons. The record is from RefSeq and is a predicted model, not a curated record. The coding region runs from base 1 to 1026 and encodes 341 amino acids. Lineage: Eukaryota; Fungi; Ascomycota; Sordariomycetes; Sordariales; Sordariaceae.
AUGCUCCGCCAAGUCAAGCCGCGGACAGCCCGUUCCAAGAGGGCGCUCGAGAAGCGUGCCCCCAAGCUCAACGAGAACCCCAAGACCGCCCUCUUCCUUCGCGGCACUACCUGCAGCCAAGUCACCCAAGAUGCCAUGCAAGAUCUCUACUCGCUGCGCCAAACCCACGCCAAGCGCUUCCACAAGAAGAACCCCGUCCACCCCUUCGAGGAUGCCAGCUCCUUGACCUUCUUCUCCGAGAAGAACGACACCUCGCUCAUCCUCUUCGGCUCCAGCAGCAAGAAGAGACCCCACACCAUCACCUUCUGCCGUACCUUCGACUACAAGAUGCUCGACAUGCUCGAGUUUUACCUCGACCCCGAGACCUUCCGCAGCAUCGCCCAGUUCAAGACCAAGAAGGUGCCCGUUGGCACCAAGCCUUUGAUGGUGUUCGCCGGUACUGCUUUCGAAUCCCCCGUCCCCAACGCCUUCACCACCGCCAAAUCCAUGCUCAUCGACUUCUUCCGCGGCGAGCCCUCAGACAAGAUCGACGUCGAGGGUCUGCAGUACUGCGUUGUCGUUUCCGCCGACGAGCCCACUUCCUCCUCCACCGACCCCUCGGACCCCUCGACAAAACCCACCCUCCACCUGCGCGCCUACCUGAUCCGCACCAAGCGUUCCGGCCAGAAGCUCCCCCGAGUCGAAGUCGAAGAGCACGGUCCCCGCAUGGACUUCCGCCUCGGCCGUCUCCAGCAGCCCGACGCGGACAUGCUCAAGGAGGCGAUGCGCAAGCCCAAGACCAACGAGGAGCGCACCAAGAAGAACAUCAGCAUGGAUAGCAUCGGUGACAAGAUUGGUAGGAUCCAUAUGGGCAAGCUGGAUCUUAGCGAGUUGCAGACGAGAAAGAUGAAGGGUCUCAAGAGGAGCAGGGAUGUGGUGGAUGAGGACUUUGAUGAUGCGGACAUGCCGAUGGAGGGCGUCAAGGAGGUCAGUGACAGGAUCGUGGGGCCGAGGAAGAAGAAGGCGAGGGAUGUUGUUGAAUUUUGAGUUGAGCAAGAAUAGGGAGUGGGGAGAAUAAGGCGAAGAAAGGAGGAGGUGUAAUCGUUUU